This is a messenger RNA of Brettanomyces bruxellensis, 276 nucleotides long. RefSeq names its product SUMO protein smt3 (gene SMT3). The coding region runs from base 1 to 276 and encodes 91 amino acids. NCBI's taxonomy places the organism in Eukaryota, Fungi, Ascomycota, Pichiomycetes, Pichiales, Pichiaceae. The transcript has a single exon. Gene Ontology annotation, biological process: protein sumoylation. Gene Ontology annotation, molecular function: ubiquitin-like protein ligase binding; protein tag activity. Gene Ontology annotation, cellular component: nucleus; septin ring. The record is from RefSeq and is a predicted model, not a curated record.
AUGUCUGAAGAACCAAAGUCAGAGCCAAAGGACAGUCACAUCAACCUUAAGGUUACAGAUGGAAGCUCAGAGGUCUUUUUUAAGAUCAAAAGAACGACUCCUUUGAAGAGAUUAAUGGAAGCCUUUUGCAAGAGACAGGGCAAAAGUGUCGAAAGUUUGAGAUUUUUAUAUGAAGGUCAGAGGUUGACACCAGAUUCCACUCCAGAGAGCUUGGACAUGGAGGAUGGUGACUUGAUAGAGGCUCAUAGAGAGCAAGUUGGAGGGGCUUUUUAUUAG